Molecule: messenger RNA, 717 nt
Organism: Theileria orientalis strain Shintoku
Lineage: Eukaryota; Apicomplexa; Aconoidasida; Piroplasmida; Theileriidae
Exons: 8
Coding region: 1-717 (238 amino acids)
Biological process (GO): vesicle fusion; vesicle-mediated transport; intracellular protein transport
Cellular component (GO): endomembrane system; membrane; SNARE complex
Molecular function (GO): SNAP receptor activity; SNARE binding
Source: RefSeq, a predicted model, not a curated record
AUGCCUAAAAAAUACGCAAAGUCGACGAUGGGUGCCAUGGCCGCAAGGAACACGAGGGUGGCCAACGCGGCAAAAAAGGCAGUGCAGGACUUCAAAAUGACAGUGACGAACAUACUCAGAGAGGGCUCCGCGCACGAUAAAAUGUCGAACAUCCAGAGGAAGAAAAUACUGAAGGAUGUUCAAAAUAUCCAGGAGGAAGCCUCGAAUAUACUGACGUCGUUGUACGAGUACUCGGAAGAAUUGAGAGAAAAGAAUGUAAGUAAAGAUAAUAUUUGGAAAACUGAGUCGUUUAUACUGUACGAUAGCUUGCUGGACGAGUUUAAGCAGCACAUGAGUAAACUCGAGGAUUUGCAAAAUAAACUGGUAAAUUAUCAAAAAUCGCUAACGAAUUCAAUAUCCGACAUCAAGCACGACAUAUACGUGGACGAGGAUGAGAAGAUGGAGUUGGAGCAGGAGCAGCUACUUGAAAAUAUAGUGGAGUAUCCUUUAGAGAAUAAUAUAUUGCAAGAACGAUCGCAGCAGAUUAAAGACCUAAGGUCCUCCGUGCACGGUAUACAAGAUAUGUAUGUUGAAAUCGGAGACAUGGUGGAUUACCAAGGGGAUCAACUAGACGAUAUUGAAAACAAUAUGCUAAAUGUAGUAUUCGAUUCUAGAGUGGCUAAUCAAAAUUUGAGAUCCAUAGAUCGCAGUACCUCUACAUUGCCAAAAACAACGUAA